AUGCUUUCCGAUGAAGGUGUUCAUCCAAGCUUGUCCGUCUUACGGGAGCUUCGGUCAGACGAUGAGGCGUUUAAAGAGAUGGAAGAGAAAGAACCAAACGAAGUGAACGAGAAAGUACGUAAAAGGAAAAGACAUGCAUCAGGUGGUGAUGAUCAUGGUGGGCAUAAACAUAGAAAGAAGGACAAAAAAUCUAAGCGACAUAAGAAGGCUAAAAAGAAGAAGUCGAAAACAGUUGAUGAGGACGUUGAAGAGUUAACAAAGCACAGUACUGCGGUGGACGAGGAUGUGAAGACAAGUCCUGUACAAAAAGAAGGCGAAAGGCGGAAUGAUAAGAUGAGGGGUAGUCAGCCUUUAGAGGACAAACCAGAAGAUUCGAAAAGAGAAAGCGGCAGCAGUAACAAUUCUCAACUACUGGAAAAGGAUGCAAAAAGAACACGGAGGAACUCAGAUUAUGACUCUUACGCAACUAGGUCAGAAAACAGUGCUUACGUCUCUUCAGAGCGACAGAAAGCUCACAUUUCUAACGGUGUGCAGACUCAGUCUUUGACAGAAGAGAAGCAAGAACCAAGCUCAUUCUCGAGAAAAAAUCGUUUACCUGAAACGGAACAAAGUUCGUCAUUUGCGGAAAAACGGAAACAGUCUUCAGAUGACGAAUCCAGGAAGAAGCGUUCUAGAUCAUCUGAGGUGAAGAAACAGAGCUCUGCUGAAAAACGGAGACGAUCACGUUCAACUGAGCGUGAUGCUGAUGCAGCCAUCUUGGAGAAGCGCAGGCGCUCACGCUCAGGAGACAGGGACGGGGUUGUCAAAAGGAAAGAAUCAUACACACAGGAGAAACGAGGUAGGUCUCGUUCGUCUGAAAGGCGUGGUAGAUCUCGGUCGGCUGGUAAAAGAAGAAGAUCGUAUUCCAGCGACGCGAGGAAACAAUCACGUUCUAAAGACGAACGAGGUAGAUCAAGGUCUGUAGAAAAGAGGAGGAGGUCGCGAUCGAGCGCGGGGAGAAGGCGCUUAUCACGCGAUGUUGAACAGCGAGAGAGAAGAUCGAAAUCUCGCACCAGUUUGCGUGCAAACGGAGAUGACCGAAUGUCGCGACGAUCUCCUUCACGUGAAAUUAGAAAAAGCCAUCGGUCUUCUUCGAGAACACGUGAGCGUGACGUUCGUGGCUCAAGACACCGUCGAAGUAAUUCGAGAGAAAGGCAUCGGAAAAGUGCACAGUCUAGAGAUCGUAGGAGAGCUAGUUCUCGUGAAAAAGAUUAUCGAAAAACUUCACGAGAUUCAACCAGAGGAAGGAAGGAAAAGUCACGUCAUGAAUCUUCGAAGUUGAAAGAAGAGAAAGGAAAGUCAGCUAAAAACGGACACCAUUCGCAUCAAAGGGCCACACGAAGUAAUGACGAUGAUUGGUCGGGUGGCUAUGGUAGUGCCAGCUCGUUAGAUUUGAGUGAUUCAGACAAAGAAGAGAAGAAAAUAAAUGAGCUUCGUUCACGCCGUCAGAAAAUAAUUCAGGAAAUAGAGAAAAAGGCCGAUUCGGAACUUAAUGGAAGGAAUUCAGGGCAUGUAAUUUUAAUGGCUUUCAUUUUUACAGAUUCACCAAUGGACAGAGAUGUUUCUGAGGAACAAGGUCAGGAUGAUGAUGAAACCGAUGACAACUCUUCCGAUGCGGAAGAAAGAGUACUCGAAGAGGCAAAAAAAGAGUUGGAAAAAGGCUAUGAAAGUGAUACUUCAGUACCUAGCAGCCCAGCAUCCCCAGGGGAGGAUACUCCAGCGGAUUUUUUUGGUGAUCUCAAACAGAAGAUGGGUCGUGAGGAGUCAGAAGUGGAACAGGCUUUAAGGAAGGCUAUCGAAGAAGAAGCUGAAGAACAAAGGCGGCAAAGAGGGGAAGAUCCGACAUUGAAAAAACAGGACUCAAAACAGAUGAACGAAAUACCCACAUUCGAUAUGUUUGCAACUGAUGCAGAAUUGCCACCUGAGGUUCUUGAAAAAGCUGCUGUGGUGGUUUCAAACCAAGACGCCGCGAAUGCUUCUCUGAAGGAUAACUGGGACGAUAAUGAAGGAUAUUAUCGUAUGUUUUUUUAUCUGAUUGUGUUUUUGCGCACAGGAGUUCGCAUUGGUGAGAUGUUAGAUGGACGUUACCGAGUUUAUGGAUAUACUGGUGCAGGAGUUUUUGGAAAUGUGGUGAGAGCUACGGAUGCAGCUAGGAGCAAUACCCACGUUGCUGUUAAAAUCAUCCGCAAUAAUGAUGUGAUGAAAAAGACUGGAAUGAAAGAACUGGAAAUAUUAAAAAAAUUGAACGAGGCUGAUAGGGAUGAUCGGUACCAUUGUUUACAGCUUUACCGUCACUUCUCUCACCACCAGCAUCUUUGUUUGGUGUUUGAGUCUCUGAACAUAAAUUUGCGCGAACUGCUCAAGAAGUAUGGGAACAACGUUGGACUUCAUAUGAAGGCGGUGCGUAGUUAUACCCAGCAGUUGCUGCUUGCCUUGAGGUUGAUGAAGAAAUGCAGUAUUCUGCAUGCUGAUAUAAAACCCGACAAUAUAUUGGUCAAUGAGUCGAAAUUAACCUUGAAGCUUUGUGAUUUUGGUUCAGCUUGUCAUGUUGCAGAGACUGAAGUGGCUCCUUACCUUGUUUCUCGAUUUUACCGGGCUCCAGAAAUAAUGCUCGGUCUACCUUAUGAUUUUGGAAUUGAUCUCUGGUCAGUGGCCGUUACUUUAUACGAGGUAUAUACGGGUAAAAUUAUGUUUGCUGGUCGUUCAAAUAAUCAAAUGUUAAAAUAUAUGAUGGAUUUGAAAGGCAAGUUUCCGAACAAGAUUGUAAGGAAGGCUCAGUUCAGAGAUCAGCAUUUUGAUUCCAACUGCAACUUCCUUUAUCAUGAAGUCGACAAAGUAACACAAAGGGAUAAGAUUACAACCCUUUCAGUAGUUAAAAUAGCUCGCGACUUGAGGGCUGAAUUGCUGGGUGAACAAGAACUAGACAAGGAUGGGAUGAGAAAGCUGGAGCAGUUCCGUUCUUUAUUAGAUGCCAUGACGGUACUGGACAGUUCUAAAAGAAUAAGUUGUAAUGAAGCGUUGAAACAUCCAUUUGUUGUGGAAAAGUGA
Enterobius vermicularis (human pinworm) is the source of this 3087-nucleotide messenger RNA. The record is from the annotation of a GenBank genome assembly. Lineage: Eukaryota; Metazoa; Nematoda; Chromadorea; Rhabditida; Oxyuridae.